Orussus abietinus is the source of this 4187-nucleotide messenger RNA. It is a transcript of the gene vvl, whose product is annotated as POU domain protein CF1A. Bases 671 to 2032 code for a protein of 453 amino acids. The record is from RefSeq and is a predicted model, not a curated record. Gene Ontology annotation, biological process: brain development; regulation of transcription by RNA polymerase II. Gene Ontology annotation, molecular function: RNA polymerase II cis-regulatory region sequence-specific DNA binding; DNA-binding transcription factor activity, RNA polymerase II-specific. Gene Ontology annotation, cellular component: nucleus. Lineage: Eukaryota; Metazoa; Arthropoda; Insecta; Hymenoptera; Orussidae. The transcript is spliced from 2 exons.
AGCUGCGAGGCGAGGCAGUCAGUCGCUCUCAGCUACGACAUGCAUAACGCAUGAGAGCCAGCCGAUCUUUCCUCUCUCUCCUUCUCUCUCUUUCCCCCGGGUAUCCGCGUGGUUUUCUCGCUCGCGCGGCGGGUCGUGGCAGCCGUCGCGGCCCCGUGGACGCGAUCGCGAUCGGCGCUCCCGGGUGGUGGCUCGACGUCGACGCGGCCAGUGCAACGAGCGCGGAGUUCCGCGGUGGACGAGAGUGAGUUCGCGCGGUAAGGUGGAGCCGAGGUGGUGAGAGAGAGGAGAGGAGCAGCGCGGCCCGAGUGCGGAGAGACCGGGAUCCCGGUGGUCCGGUCGGUGGUCCGGUCGGCGGUCGACCGGUGCGUGGAGGCGCGCGCGCGCGCGCUGCAGCGCGGGCCGGAUGUAGGGCCGCGACCCGCGCGAUCGGGGGCUCCGGGACGAUGGACAGUGAGACCGGGUACCCGGGAGUCGAGAGGACAAGAGGCGCGGCCCGCGGCCAGCGGGACUCGUCGCGGAAGAGGGCCUGAGAGGGUUCGACGGGAGCCACCCGUAGCCCCGAGCUCUCGAGUCGGGAGGGACAGAGGCGUCCGGGAAGCCGUCGAGAGGGCCGAGGCGCCGGACCGGGCCCGGAAUCGCGAGAUCCGGGGGUACCGCCAGGGAGUAAAUGGCUGCUACCACGUACAUGCCGGUUAGUACCGCGGUGUCGUCCGAGCUGGAUGGUGGUUCGGGAUCCGGAAUCGGGAUGAACAUCGCCGUGGGCGGCUACUCCUCGGGCUCGCCCCGCAGCGCGGCGGACGCCGGCGAGAUGAAGUACAUGCCGGCUCCGCAGCACCAUCACCAUCACCACCACCACCAUCAGGUGUCGUCGUCGCCGUCGCCGAACGGGCUCUCGCACCCGGCGAGCCUGUCCUCGGCGAACCCCUGGGUGAGCCUGCAGCCGGGCAGCGACCCCUGGGCGGCGUCCAUGGGGAUGCACCACACGACCCACCAUCCGCACCAUCACCCGCACCAGGGGAACGCGAGUCUGGACGUGAAGCCGCUGACGGCCGCGGCGGCGGCCACGGCGACGGACUCGGUCCAGGGUAUGCACCACCGCGGACCUCAUCAGUCCCCCGGGAUGGCGUCGCCCCAUUCGUGGCACGCGCCCGUGGUGCCGUCCGCCCACUACAACCCCAGCGGCGGCGCCGCCUCGCCGACGACGCUGCAGCAGUACCACGCGGCGAUGAACGGGAUGCUGCACCAGCACCCGCACCAGCACCCGCACCAGCUGCACAAUCACCAGGCGGGGCUGCCGCACCACCUGAGGGACGCGCACAACCACAGCCCGCCGGCGGGCCACCCGCUGCACCCGGGCCACCCGCUGGACAGGGACCACAGCGCCGGGGAGGAGGACACGCCGACGUCCGACGACCUGGAGGCCUUCGCGAAGCAGUUCAAGCAGAGGCGCAUCAAGCUGGGCUUCACCCAGGCCGACGUGGGUCUGGCCCUGGGCACCCUCUACGGGAACGUCUUCUCCCAGACGACGAUAUGCAGGUUCGAGGCGCUCCAGCUCUCCUUCAAGAACAUGUGCAAGCUGAAGCCCCUCCUGCAGAAGUGGCUCGAGGAAGCCGACUCGACCACGGGCUCGCCGACGAGCAUCGACAAGAUCGCCGCCCAGGGGAGGAAGCGGAAAAAGCGCACGUCGAUCGAGGUGUCCGUCAAGGGCGCCCUGGAGCAGCACUUCCACAAGCAGCCGAAGCCCUCCGCCCAGGAGAUCACUUCGCUGGCGGACAGCCUCCAGCUGGAGAAGGAAGUGGUGCGAGUGUGGUUCUGCAACCGGCGGCAGAAGGAGAAGCGCAUGACGCCCCCCAACACCCUGGGCGACGGGAUGAUGGAGGGCAUGCCGCCGGGCCAUCAGGGCCAGGCCGGCCUCCACCAGGGCUACCAUCCCCAGGACCAUCUCCACGGCUCGCCCAUGGGGCACAGCCAUAGCCCCCCCAUGCUGAGCCCGCAAGGACUCACGGCACACUCUCUGGCGGCGCACUAGCGUUCGCCGGGGCCUCCCCCGUUAGGCCUCGCCAUCACCUCGCAAGCUAACUCCUCCGCAGCCGCCGCAGCCGCCGCCGCCGCCGCCGUCGCUGCGGAAGGAUUUCCGACCCUUUCCUACCACCACUACAUACAGGCCAGGGCCAGUUACUCGACCUCCUAGCUGACGGACUCGUCCUCGGCCGGGGGCCUUGCGGGGUCCGAGCGAGGCCACGCCGCGGCCGCCGCGACUUGGGGAGGCUGCCGACGGCCGGUGUCCUCGGCGACAUCGGCGGAACCCGUCGCGAGUUUUCGGGGCUGACUUCGGGCUCCACCCGGGGACCACCGUGGGUCCCCGAGGCGCCCGACGCGAAUCGCGGGGGACCUCCUCCACGUUCCAAAGCUCUCUCCGGCGAGAAUCGUCGGACUUUAACCCGGACGCGGAUCCGGUGACCGUGACCGGGCUCGCUCCAGGAACCGCUCCAUCCAAAACCUUGCGCCGGCGACCGGGACCCCACGUCCUGAGUUCAACGGCUGACCCGGAGAUAGCGAUAGAUUUCCGUUACGUUGUUGGUGGGUCCCAGACUCUGGAUGGACCUGGUGCGCCGUCGCGGCGACUCGAUGGGCCGCGUCCGGAGGCGGAUACCGCGCUAUCCGUUGUGACUCUUCAUCUUGCGUCCUCCUUGCGACCGCGACGCGGGUAGGAUCCGAAUGUUGCGGACUUUUGGUGCCGGAUAGGAACCGCCACCCAGGGAUCGGCUCGUGUUCCUAGGAAGGAGUGGCGACCUCUGGAGACGGACCAUCGUCGCCGUCGCGAGACUCGAAUUUCCACCUCGAAGUCGGCUCUGGUGACCGUGAUAGAGAUCUUGCCCGGAGUCCCGGCGUCCGGGGUCGUCCUCGCCGAGUCCACUAACCGUUGCCACUUGGUACAAAUCUUCGUCUCGGACUCGAGUUACCGUGACGGGAACCAGCUCCGCGGACGCGUCGUCUCCCUCGCGACGGCCUCUCCUAUGUCGAGGGAUGUUAACCGGGGUGGCUGGAACAGUGGACACUUGGGGAAACGCACCGUCCGAAGCAUCAUCGAGAACCUCGUGGCGCGUCCGAGAAGAACGGGAAUCGCCAUCGCAGGGACCAGCUAGGAUCCCGGGAGGGUCGCAGCAACCCGGAGUCGCCGUCGCGAAUUACCAACCCCUUCGCAACCAGGGUAAGCCCGUGUUAAUCACGGUUGCGAUUACCUACAACUAUGGGCCCCGUUUCGACCCCGCCAUCGGGAGGUUCGCGGGCCGUCGAUUCCUCGUUUUGACUCGGUUAAUAGACUCGGCUGUCGGGAAAAGGGCCGCUCCCAUAGAUUCGAUCGUUCCGCCGUCGGUGUCGCGAGAUUCGGACCCCUUUGCCUUUGGGAUUUUUGCCAACGGCCGCCACGGCGGGGCCCUCGCAGUCGGGACCAACCAGAACCACGGCCGAGCAGGCCCAUCCCCGUCCAUGGAGUCAUAACCGGCCCCGGGGCCUGAUCGCACCAGAGCCGGCCUGAUACCAUCGGGGAUCACCGCCUCUGCCGAAGGAUAACCACCAAACGAGUUCGCCGUGGAAUUAAACCGAUUUCCGUCGCGAGUGACGAGCACGCUCGCCGUCCUCGUCGCGCCACCCCUGCGCUCCGUGCGAGGGAAAGAGACGGCGCGGACGGGAGACGAGGCCGAAACGCUGGAUCAACGGCGCAAGAGAAACGGGUCGGACGGAGGAAAGCGACGACGGAGCGACGAGGAGGACCGAAAAGGUUUCCCGAAAUCCAGGGAGGGAGGGAGAGAGAGAGAGAGAGACACGAGCCACCGAACCAAGGAGAGGCCGGAGGAAGGAAGAUGGAGAGACGCGCACCCGGAGAGGGAGAAAGAGAGAGAAAGAACGAGGAGGAGGAAUACGCAAGCCUGCGGAAUUUGCCCCGAGCAAACUACCCGCGAAUGAUGUAACAUAAGUUGCGGCAUUAGUGGACGGCACGCCGGGCUAAUCCAGGAGCGAGAUUAGCGUUUCCCUCCCUCCCUCCGGCGAGGAGGCCGAGCAUUACGCCAGUGCGAAACUAUUAUGAUUACCCGUAGUGGAUAAUACGAUCGAGUUGUAAUUAAAUCAAUGUUAAACGUUGUAGCCGAGUAAGUGGGUAGUAAUAAAGACUCCUAUUUUAUGUA